Molecule: messenger RNA, 2325 nt
Organism: Castor canadensis (American beaver)
Lineage: Eukaryota; Metazoa; Chordata; Mammalia; Rodentia; Castoridae
Gene: Mettl13
Product: methyltransferase 13, eEF1A N-terminus and K55
Biological process (GO): spermidine biosynthetic process
Cellular component (GO): cytosol
Molecular function (GO): spermidine synthase activity
Source: RefSeq, a predicted model, not a curated record
GAAUAGAGUCCUGCAGACGUAGCUUGGGCGGUGGGAACAUGAAUCUCUUACCUAAAAGCGCCAAGGACUUUGGCUCUGUUGACUAUUGGGAGAAGUUCUUCCAGCAGCGAGGAAAGAAAGCCUUCGAGUGGUAUGGAACUUACCUGGAACUGUGCGGGGUGCUGCACAAAUACAUCAAGCCCAGGGAAAAGGUCCUAGUGAUUGGGUGCGGCAACUCAGAGCUGAGCGAGCAGCUAUAUGAUGUGGGCUAUCAGGAUAUAGUGAACAUCGACAUCAGUGAGGUCGUCAUCAAGCAAAUGAAGGAACGCAGUGCCAGCCGAAGGCCCCAGAUGAGCUUCUUGAAGAUGGACAUGACGCAGAUGGAGUUUCCUGACGCCUCAUUCCAGGUGGUGUUGGAUAAGGGCACCCUGGACGCUGUCCUGACGGAUGAGGAGGAGAAGACCCUGCAGCAGGUGGACAGGAUGCUGGCUGAGGUUGGCCGUGUCCUGCAGGUGGGCGGUCGCUACCUCUGCAUCUCCCUGGCUCAGGCUCACAUCCUGAAGAAAGCAGUGGGUCACUUCUCUCGGGAGGGGUGGAUGGUGAGGGUGCACCAAGUGGCCCACAGCCAGGACCAGGUGUUGGAAGCAGAGCCUCAGUUCUCCCUGCCUGUUUUUGCCUUCAUCAUGACCAAGUUCAGGCCAGUCCCUGGCUCUGCCCUUCAGAUCUUUGAGCUAUGUACUCAGGAGCAGGGCAAGCCUGUGCGGCUGGAGACUGCCGAGCAGCUGGCUGAGGCAGUGCGGGAGCGGCAGCAGUAUGCCUGGCUGUGCGGCCAGCUGCGCCGCAUGGCCGGGCUGGGGAGUGUUUCUCUGGACUUGUGCAAUGGGGACACGGGGGAGCCACGCUACACCCUCCACGUGGUGGACAGCCCCACUGUGAAACCAUCGCGGGACAGUCAUUUUGCCAUUUUCAUCAUUCCCCAGGGCCGGGAAACUGAGUGGCUCUUUGGCAUGGAGGAGGGCCGGAAGCAGCUAGCAGCUAGUGCAGGCUUCAGGAGGUUGAUCACAGUGGCCCUUCAUCGAGGUCAGCAGUACGAUGGUAUGGACAGCAUUCAGGCUGAGCUGUCGGCCAGAGUCAUGGAGUUGGCUCCCGCUGGGAUGCCUCCCCAGCAGAAGGUGCCCUUUCUGUCUGUGGGUGGAGACAUCGGGGUCCGGACUGUUCAGCAUCAAGACUGCAGCCCCUUGAGUGGUGACUACGUCAUUGAGGAUGUGCAAGGGGAUGACAGGCGAUACUUCCGGCGACUGAUCUUCCUCAGCAACAGGAAUGUGGUGCAGUCUGAAGCCAGGUUGCUGAAGGAUGUGUCUCACAGAGCCCAGAAGAAACGGAAAAAAGACAAGAAGAAGCAGCGAUCUGCUGAUACUUCGGAGGACCUUCCUUCCGCCCCAGGGCAGUCCAUUGAUAAGAGUUACCUGUGCUGUGAACACCAUAAAGCCAUGAUUGCUGGCCUUUCCCUGCUGAGAAACCCUGAGCUGCUCCUAGAGACUCCAUUGGCAUUGUUGGUGGUGGGCCUGGGUGGGGGCAGCCUCCCCCUCUUUGUCCAUGAUCAUUUCCCAAAGUCCCACAUCGAUGCUGUGGAGAUCGACCCCUCCAUGUUGAAAGUGGCCACCCAGUGGUUUGGCUUCGCCCAGAGUGAUCGGAUGAGGGUCCACAUUGCAGACGGUCUGGACUACAUUACCAGCCUGGCGGGCAGAGAAGAAGCACGACCUUACUAUGACAUCAUAAUGUUUGAUGUAGACAGUAAGGACCCAUCACUGGGAAUGAGUUGUCCACCCCCAGCGUUUGUUGAACAACCUUUCCUUCAGAAAGUCAAAAGCAUCCUGACUCAUAAAGGUGUCUUUAUCCUUAAUCUUGUGUGCCGAGACUUGGGGCUAAAAGAUUCAGUGCUGGCUGGUCUCAAGGCAGUGUUCCCUCUCCUGUAUGUCCGGCGAAUUGAGGGAGAAGUGAAUGAGAUCCUGUUCUGUCAGCUGUACCCAGAGCAGAAACUUGCCACACCAGAGCUCCUGGAAAUUGCCCAGGCCUUGGAACGGACCCUGAGGAAGCCUGGGCAGGGAUGGGAUGACACAUAUGUUCUGUCAGAUAUGCUCAAGACUGUGAAGAUUGUGUGAUCACUGACUCCGGCAGCCCUCUCAGCUUCCUUCCCAGACUGCCCUGAGACUCCUGGCCUGCCAGAGAUUGAAGAAAUGUGAUGCACAAUACUUAAAGACCUCAUAUUUUUCUUGGUUUCAUACUCAGCUACAUGCAGCCUCCAGCUUGCUGGGGUUGCCUGAAGAUCUGGGAAAAUAAAAGUCC